This is a messenger RNA of Centruroides sculpturatus (bark scorpion), 1050 nucleotides long. Its product is annotated as ganglioside GM2 activator-like. The transcript has 4 exons. The record is from RefSeq and is a predicted model, not a curated record. Gene Ontology annotation, molecular function: lipid carrier activity; enzyme activator activity. Gene Ontology annotation, biological process: lipid transport; ganglioside catabolic process. The coding region runs from base 313 to 996 and encodes 227 amino acids. NCBI's taxonomy places the organism in Eukaryota, Metazoa, Arthropoda, Arachnida, Scorpiones, Buthidae. Gene Ontology annotation, cellular component: cytoplasmic side of plasma membrane.
GUUGAACUGUUUUCGGUAUUAUGAUACCUCUAUUUUCCUUUGUUAUUCGAAAAACAAAAUAUUUACGCGUGUUUUUCAGUAUUAUUAUGUUUCAGUGGAAUGUACAAAUGGUGUAUAUAUACCCUUUGCUAUAACCUGAAUACCACUAUUGCCAUAAACCCAUUUCUAGUUGAUCAAGUGAAGAAUAGACCGAAUCGGCAGUAGGAUUUUUCAAUUUUUUAUUUUAAUUCCUUUCUCUAUUGUGAGAGAUCGGUUUAACACGUCAUUCAGUUGGUGCCGAGUAUCUUCCUGUAUAAACGAAACAUCUACAGAAUGAAAAGGUGUACCAUGGAGAAGACACUAAUUAACUUCUUAUUACUGUCUUUUGCAAUAUGCCAAAUCUUUGCAGAACCUCCUACUCCUAUAGAAGUAACUAAUUCAAUAAAUGGAACACUUGGAUCGUUUUAUGAAUUUAUGUCUGACCUACACAAAUUCGAACGUCAAUGGAGAGAAUGCCGCGAAAGUAAAGGAAUUGAAUACGGUGAUAAACCGUUACUUCGAGCUCAUUGGGAUAAAUGCGCAUCUUCUAAUACAGUUGAAAUCAAAUCUCUGUUUGUUUCUCCAGAUCCUAUUGUUGUUCCCGGUCCCAUAAGACUGAACUAUGAUAUGGCUAUUGUAGCUAACAUAUCUUCGCCAUUACAAAUUUCUUUAAAUAUUCAGAAAAAAAUAUCAUACUUUUGGGUUAAAAUCCCCUGCAUACAGAAUGUAGGAAGUUGUACCUAUUCAGACAUUUGUUGGCUGCUUGAUAGUGUAUGCUCUCUACCUUGUGUGAAAACUAUGUUAUCUUGUGAAUGUCCAAUUCCUCAGGGAGAACAUCGGCUCAAUACUGGUUUUGAAAUACCGAACAUUCCUUUACCAUCUUUUCUUGGUGGCCAGUAUUACAUUAAAGUGGAGGGAAGUUCCAAUGGAAAACCGUUGUUUUGUUACGACGUACAGUUUUCAAUUGAAAUAAAUUAAGAGAAAAUGAAUAAUACGAAAUUGUACUUUUUUAAACCCUGAUUUAUUUUGUUU